CAGUGGGAAGCAGGCGGUGUCACCGCAUAGUCCGCCUGGGAAGCUAGGGAUACUGGCUGCGGUGCUCCGCUCCGAGGAGCUUUGGCACACUGCAGGCAUGAGGGGAACCGGCAUCAGGGAUGGUGUCCCCAAGACACUCUUGGCCAGAGCGCUGUACAACAACCACCCUGACUGUUCGGACGAGCUGGCCUUCUCCCGAGGCGACAUCCUGACCAUCCUGGAGCAAAACGUGCCGGAGAGCGAGGGCUGGUGGACCUGCCUGCUUCAUGGCCGGCGAGGCCUGGCCCCGGCCAACCGCCUGCAGGUCCUCACGGAGGUCCCUGCGGACACAAGCGGUGCCCCUCUCAGCCGCUCCCCCAACAGCUCGGAGGGUGCCUACCAGGUGCCCACACCCGUAGGGUCCGUGUACGAGCCCAUGAAGAGCUGGGUGGAGCAGUCCCCGCCACCAGCGGCCCAAGUCUACGAACUCCCUGAUCCGCCCUCCCGAGCCCGAAUCGUCUGCGAGAAGACGCUGACCUUUCCAAAGCAGGCCCUCUUCGUGCUCCCUAGACCAGCGAGGGCCUCGCUGCCAACCCUGCCGUCCCAGGUGUACGAUGUGCCCGUCCACAGCCGGCCCUGCCCGGCCUUUCAGGAGCAGGAGAAGCACAAGUUAUAUGACGUGCCGACCAGCUCCCAACAGGCAGCCUUCCACUCCCUGGGCAAACAAGCAGGCGGGCAGAGUGGUUCCCUGACCCCAACGCUGGGCUUCAGAAGAGCUGGCUGCAAUACAUUACCAAGCCCACAGAAAUCGGAAUGGAUUUAUGACACCCCAGUGUCUCUGGGAAGGGCCAACCUUGGGAAUGCAUCUCUAAGUGGCUUCGCAGAGGAAUCGAAGCCAACCGCUGCCCCCAGCUUGAUACCUGCUGCCCACAGCUCUCUGAGCAGCAGAGACAGGGCCUGGGGUCCACAGCCAGGGAACGAUGUGUCCAUGCAGAAAGAGCCCAUCCUUCCAGAGGUCUCCUCUCAUGCCCUCCUAGCACCCAGGAACACAGUCCCUUUGGACACAGACGCCAGCUACGAGGUGCCUUUGAGCUUUCUGCUUCCCCGAGUGGAGCAGCAGAACACCACACCCAAUAUUUAUGACAUCCCUAAAGCAGUAUCAGGUCCUCCUGCAGCUGAGAAAGAGUUUCAAAAAACCAAGGAGGCUCCAGAGAGUUCUGCAGGCCACCAUUCCUGCCCGAUCUCACCACAGAUGACCUCCCUGUCCCUGGAGCUGGAUAGAUUGUCUGUUUCAAGCUCCGAGAGCAGAGCCAGUAUCAUUUCUUCAUGCUCCUCCACUUCCACGGACUCCUGCUCUGGAUCCUCCGCAGAGGAGUCAGCCAGGGAGAGUUGGCUGGAUGUGGACUUGGCCAAAGAGAUGGCAACGGCCCUGCAGCACAAGGUGGUCAGCUCUGCAGCAGGCCUGCUGCUCUUUGUCAGCAGGAACUGGCGGCUCAGGGACUCCCUGGAGGCCAACAUCCAUGCGAUCCACAGUGCAGCGGACCACAUAGAAGGAUCCUUGAGACAGUUCCUGGCUUUUGCCCAAGCAGUUUGUGGGAUGGCCUGCAACCUCGGUGACAGUCACCUGCAGGUUAGAAUUCGGGAUCAGCUACAGAUGAUCUCCAACUCCUACCAGAGCCUCCUGGAAGCAAAGGAAUCCCUGGACUCCUGUGACUGGUCCCUUAAUGUUCUUUCCACAGACAAAGUCCAAAACAGCAUAGAUGACCUUGAGAGGUUUGUCAUGGUGGCCCGGACAGUUCCGGAAGAUGUCAAGAGGUUUGUCUCCAUUGUCAUUGCUAAUGGGAGCCUCCUUUUUAAGCAGAACUGUGAAAAGGAAGGUGCUGUGCGGUUGCCGCCAAGUGCAGAAUUUAAAUGUGUAAAAUGUGUCCCGCUUCCCCAAAGAGAAGUGGAAUCCUACCUGAAGAGUGCUCCUUCUGAUAAGCCAAGGGGAGGCGACCACUCCCCUAAGCUAGCACUGAAAAGCAGCUCAACUGCCUGUGAACAGACGGCAAGCUCUCUGACCCAAGCGCGGGGCAAGCCGGGCCCUGAGAGGAAGCUCUGUCUCUCGGAGCAUGGCCGGUUGUACUUCGGGGCGCUCUUCAAGGCCAUCCGCGUGCUGCACAGCAGCCUUGGCGCCAGCCAGACCCCUGAGGUCCUCGUCACGCAGAGCAAGCUGGUCAUCACAGUGGGCCAGAAGCUGGUGGACACUCUGUGCAGGGAGACACAGGAGAGAGACACGCGCAACGAGAUCCUGCGCAACAGCAGCCGCUUGUGCGGGCUGCUCAAGGACCUGGCGCUGGCCACCAAGAACGCAGUGCUCAAGUACCCGAGCCCCACGGCCCUGGGGCUGCUCCAGGCCGAAGCCGAGAAGCUGGAGCAUCACACAAGGCAGUUCCGAGGGACGCUGGAAUGAGCCCUUUCUCCUUCCUGCGAGGUUAACGCUUGUAUGGGCCGCCUGUGCAACCCGGUCUCAGGGGACAAGCUAGUGGAGCAUAAGCAGAUGUGAGCGACAGCCACGCACCCAGAGCCUGUAGUAGCAAGGGGCUGAGCCACCCCGAGGGGGGAUUGGAGAGUCAGGUGUUAAGUGUGGACAUCACGAAACGGGGCAUGACAUGUAGGUGUACAGCGUCAGCGUUGGAAGCGACUUCGUGGGUAUCGUUUUCCGUGUGAGUCUAAUGUGUGCAUGGCUCACAUUCAUUGGAUCAGCACUUUUUGAGGGCCACUUAUGCUCAAGCUGUAAGAGCUGGAGUGGUAUCAGAGGCAUGCCGGCUCACAGCCUAGGUGGGGACAGAGAUGAUGAAGUGGUGAAGAAAGAGGUCUGCAAUAUAUAGGGAGGAAAAGGUGCAAAUCAGAAGGGAACUUCUUAGUUUCAGAAGAUUGACAGUACUUCCAUGAGAAAAUGUCACACUUUUUUCCAUUUGGGACUGAAUCAGUUCCUUGAGAUCAAUACAAAUUAUACUUGUGUCUUCCAUGAAUAUAUAUGUGUAUACAUAUGUAUUUGCUGUGUUAUCGCAUCCAGG
Octodon degus (degu) is the source of this 3038-nucleotide messenger RNA. RefSeq names its product Cas scaffolding protein family member 4 (gene Cass4). The transcript is spliced from 6 exons. Gene Ontology annotation, molecular function: protein binding. The coding region runs from base 98 to 2431 and encodes 777 amino acids. Gene Ontology annotation, biological process: cell migration; cell surface receptor protein tyrosine kinase signaling pathway. The record is from RefSeq and is a predicted model, not a curated record. Gene Ontology annotation, cellular component: cytoplasm; plasma membrane. Lineage: Eukaryota; Metazoa; Chordata; Mammalia; Rodentia; Octodontidae.